UUACUUCUUCUUAUAAUGUAAUCUCUGAUUCGGUUGCUAUAAAAGGAAAUCAUGGAAAUUUCCUUGAUGGAAAUGAAGAUCAUUUUGCAUAAAAGGUUUUGAACAUAAAGGUUCCAUCACAAGCUGUGCACAAAAGUGGGAUGCUGAAAGAAGAGAAGGUGUGAAAUAUAGAUCGCCUGAGUCUGUACAUUUAACCUUUAAAACUUCAAAGUUUACAGGUAUGUUUACUGUUGCGCUCUUUUUAAUGACAUUUUGUUUCUUGGUUGUGAUUUAACUACUGUUUUUUUACGUUGCCUCUUUUACUUGUAUAGGGUUUUUUUCUUGGACACAAAAUUUACUGAACAUUUCAGAAUCUACUUCAACUUAACAUUUGUUCCAUAUCCCAUACAGCAUUAUCAGUAAAAAGAUUAUUACAUUAUUAUUUUAAAUCUGUUUUGUUAUAUUUGAUUCUUGAUGCUUACUCUUUUUAUAAUUUAAGCUAUAAAUUAAAUAGUUUCUUUUUGCUCCACAGCUACUUGAUCAUGAUGAACAUGUUCAGUCUCCUGUGUCUGAUUGGUUUCCCAUUUGCUCUGUCCAUCCAAAAUUGGCCACAAGUUAUCCCUCAUCUCAUCAAGCAAGCAAUGACAUGGCCAAUGGCACAGAAUUACUGCAGGACAAACCACCUUGACCUUUAUACAAUUACAGAUCCAAGUGACCAACAAAAGCUAAUUAAUGCAAUGAAUAGGAAAAAUUAUUUACUGCCAGUCUGGACAGGUCUGUACAAUAUCCUGGACAACUGGUACUGGUCUUAUAAUCACUUGCCAUUGAAGAAUAUAACUCUAAGGAACUUUGAACCAGGAUACCCUGAUGAUUAUGGACUAGAUGUGUGUGGUACAAUACACCGGCAGGGAACCUGGCUGCCUCUCGAUUGCUAUAACAAUUUUCCCUUUAUUUGUUAUGAUGCAGGGAACAGUUAUGCCAACAGGUUUGUUUGCUACGUUCAGGCUACCUAUAACUGGUUUCAGGCACAGACAUAUUGCCGAACCUAUCACACAGAUUUAGCCACCACGACCACCACAGAUGACCUCACCCUUGCAGCAAAAUGCGUUCUACAAACUAACUGGAAUAUUGCUUGGUUUGGUCUAACAAGAGAAACUUGGAAGUGGUCAGAUGGAAAUGUUCCUUCAUACCUCCCAUGGGCAGUUAAGCAACCACAUAAUAAUUAUCCCUUCGAGAAUUGUGGAAUUGCACAAAACGGACUCCUCGCUAAUACUAUAUGUUCAGGCGCAAACUAUUUUGUCUGUUCUGCUUAUCUACACAGGACACAAGUACUGAAACUGCAAGUGAUGUCGGAUGUGAGUGUGCUUGACCCUGCUGUGCAGUCGACUAUUUUAGACUUGAUCAUCCAGAAACUGCAGGAAAAUGGCAUGUCGGUGAACACCACAGUAACCUGGAAGGUGCAGCCAGGCGGAAGCAUCUUUUACAAGAAGGGAAACGACAACAAAUAAGCUGCAAAUGAUCCUGGUUUUGACCAAUGCGUAAUGUGUAAUGUCUUGAAAAUAUACCUGUGAUAAUGAUUUAUUUAGAUAGAUGCAAGAAAAACAAGUAGAAUGACAUAUAAAUUAGGAAAUACAAGUAGACGACAAUAUAAGUAGUGAUAACGUAUAAUAUCUUUAAUUGAGUGAUAGAGAAGGAAUAUUUUUUUGGGAGUAGAGGUUAGAGUUAUAUGAUAUUAAUAAUAUUAUUAUAUUAAAGUUAUUGCUAGUCUAUAGACAUUCAGUAGAUGCUAUCUAUCUAUCUAUCUAUCUAUCUAUCUAUCUAUCUAUCUAUCUAUCUAUCUAUCUAUCUAUCUAUCUAUCUAUCUAUCUAUCUAUCUAUUUAUUUAUUUAUUUAUUUAUUUAAUAUUUAAAAAGAGGAACCAGGUAGUAGCUGUGAUGUUAAUAAUUAUCCAGUCUGUAGUUAUUGCACAUGCUCUUAACUGUUAUGUUCAUUUCCCAUGACAUUACAUUACAGUAGUGACCUUUACCACUUUACCACAUCCACUAACAUGCUUAUUACAGCUAAGGUUAUAUCAAUGAUUGAGCCUUUCAUUCACAUAUUACCUACCAUUUGUAUA
Molecule: messenger RNA, 2095 nt
Organism: Tachysurus fulvidraco (yellow catfish)
Lineage: Eukaryota; Metazoa; Chordata; Actinopteri; Siluriformes; Bagridae
Product: putative C-type lectin domain family 20 member A
Exons: 5
Coding region: 522-1487 (321 amino acids)
Source: RefSeq, a predicted model, not a curated record